GUGAACUCGAAAUCCGCACGGGGAGGGGGUAGAGAAGGAGAAGAGAGGAGAAAGGAAAUAUAAAUAUUUUUCGAUCACGCGCGCGUAAAAUACGUCGUCAGAGAAAUAAACGGUCGUAAACGUUAGACGACAAUGGCAGUGCGUAGAGAUUCGAUAGAAAGGGAAAGGAGAAACGCUAGAUGGUGUAGAGAACGAGCAGAAAGGUGCGCGCGAGCGACCACGCGACAAGCCGGCUAGUUCGUGAAACGCACGCAAGUUCGCGAAUCAUUUUGAUCGAACAUGGAGAUGACUUUGAAAAAUCGAGUUGGAUGACUUUAGAACGCAGGCGAAUAAACUGCAAUCCAGAUAGAAAUGAGAUCAAGGCCAGGCAGAGGCGUACACCCUGGCCAGAGCCGGAACAUCGAGCAGGUCGUAGCCAAAACCAUAGCCAGGAUCGGAGGGCGCGCAUGCGUCUUUUUGCCACCUGCUCGCAACUUUCUCGUUCUCCCGUCAAUGACAACGUUAACCCGCACGGCAACGUUAUCGUCUAGGGAAAGGAAGGGGUCGAAGACGAUCUCGACGACCUCGACGUCGUCGAGUAUCGUGCCGGCAACGUCGACGACGUUAUCGACAUUGACGUCGUCGCUUACGAGGACGAGAACGGCGACUACCACGACGACGUCAACGACGACGAGGACGAUUUUGACGGUGAGACGAAAACGAAGACGACGACGAAGACGAAGAAGUCUAGAAAGAUAUUUAGGUUCGCGAGGAAAAGACGGAGGAAGAAAGGACUUUGUAAGACAGCUCGUUUAAAAGAGAAGUGGAGGGGAGAUCGGUAGUCGAUUUCAACCGCGCGUGAAUCGUGCGUCGAUCGUGCGUGAACGGUGCUAAUCGUAGCGUUUGGAUUUCCUUCGGAUUCCUGGCGCGUUCCUGAGCGGCG
Messenger RNA from Megachile rotundata (alfalfa leafcutting bee), 922 nucleotides. It is a transcript of the gene bma, whose product is annotated as SCY1-like protein bma. Gene Ontology annotation, molecular function: ATP binding; protein kinase activity. Gene Ontology annotation, biological process: protein phosphorylation. Lineage: Eukaryota; Metazoa; Arthropoda; Insecta; Hymenoptera; Megachilidae. The record is from RefSeq and is a predicted model, not a curated record.